AUUUUAGCUUCUCAAUGGGCUGGCCUGGAUUUCAGAAUUCUGAAAUGAGCUUAUCCGUAUUUUUCCCUUUUUUCUUUGAGAUAUCCCGCGUUGUGUAGAAGCCGGGUAACCAACUCAUUGUUACACGUUUUAUCGUCGUUUUGAACUCAAAAAAGUGAUAGGGUGUGUGAGAGAAAAAGGCAAAUUUCUCUGUGUUCUUGCGGCACUUUAUACGGAGUUCUAUUUUCCAAAAUCGGGUAAGGAAUGAAUCGUCGAGACGAUCCGAAUCCCUUUGAGGAAGAAGAGGUCAAUCCGUUCGCGCUGUUGAUCUGAUGCUGUGAUUUAUUCAAAGAUAUCACUAUAUGGGAAAAUUAAUAAUGAGAUAAUGGCUCUGCACCUGCUUCAAAGUCACGGAUUCCUUCAUUCUUACCUCAAUCCUUGGGUUUUGGCCACAAACAUGAUGCAACUGUAGACAUACCACUAGAUACUAUGAAUGAUCCUAAGAAAAGAGAGAAAGAGCUUGCAGCUUGGGAAGCAGAUUUGAAAAGGAGGGAGCAGGACAUAAAACGUAGAGAAGAUGCUGUUGCUAGAGUUGGCAUCCCCACAGAUGAUAAAAACUGGCCUCCAUUUUUUCCUAUUAUUCAUCAUGACAUAGCAAACGAAAUUCCAAUUCAUGCCCAGAGGUUGCAGUAUCUAGCUUUUGCAAGUUGGUUAGGUAUAGUUCUUUGUCUUGUGUUCAAUAUUCUUGCUGUGGUUGUAUGUUGGAUUAAGGGCGGAGGUGUCAAAAUCUUUUUCCUUGCAACAAUCUAUGCUUUACUUGGUUGUCCUCUUUCAUAUGUCCUAUGGUACAGGCCUCUUUAUCGUGCUAUGAGGACUGAUAGUGCACUGAAGUUUGGAUGGUUUUUCCUAUUUUACUUGCUCCACAUUGGUUUUUGUAUAUUUUCUGCUAUAGCCCCUCCAAUCGUCUUUCAUGGGAAAUCAUUGACGGGUAUACUUGCUGCAAUUGAUGUCUUCUCAGACCAUGUAUUGGUGGGGAUUUUCUACCUUAUUGGAUUUGGGUUGUUUUGUUUGGAGUCACUCCUGAGCUUGUGGGUACUUCAGAAAAUUUACAUGUAUUUCAGAGGGCAGAAGUGAAAACCGAUUCAAUGAUCAAUAUACCAAUUGAAUGUUCUACUGUAGCUGCUGCUUGUGGUGUCCCGACUUAACCCUUUUUUUAUAUAUAUAUAUAUAUAUAUUUUUUUUUACAUUUUACCCGUUUUAUUUGUGUUUGAUGAAUUAUUGAUGCACACCGAGUAACAUUCUUAGGUAGGUGUGCUAUAUAUAUAAUAUAUCUUCUAGGUUCCCAUAUAUUGUAAGAACUCAUCUCUCUUUUGUGCUUCUCUUUUACCAUUCAGUGUACUCUAAGCUGUGUUCGUUUGAUAGAAAAUAUGAGAGAAUGAACUUCCCUCAAGUUUCUGUUUCA
This is a messenger RNA of Nelumbo nucifera (sacred lotus), 1441 nucleotides long. The record is from RefSeq and is a predicted model, not a curated record. Lineage: Eukaryota; Viridiplantae; Streptophyta; Magnoliopsida; Proteales; Nelumbonaceae.